Molecule: messenger RNA, 474 nt
Organism: Geodia barretti
Lineage: Eukaryota; Metazoa; Porifera; Demospongiae; Tetractinellida; Geodiidae
Source: the annotation of a GenBank genome assembly
GUACAAUUUUCUCCAGCUGCCAAGUCGAUUCAAGACAUAGUAACAUACCCCUAUGACUAUUUUAACUUGAACUUCUUCACUCUUGAGAAUUUAUCCUACUGUCCGUGGAAGGGUGCAUCUUUCAUGGGAGACAGGAUGAUGAAAUACGCAACUGUUGGAUUUGCACUAGCUCUUGUUUUGAUGACCAUCUUUAUUACAAGAUACCGCUACAUACGAACUAAAAUCUUUUUUAGGUUUCAGCACCGCAACAGUGUGUUGAUACACGGCCUUUCUGCUUUUUUUAUCAUCUGCUAUUCCAAAGCUGUUAGGACGACCUUUCAUAUCCUCGACGUUUCGAGCCUCUAUUCAGCCAACUUCAACUGUGCAGUAAAGGUAGUGCGCCAGGCUGGACACAUGGCCUAUCUUGGGGAAGAACAUGCCCCGUACGCAAUUAUUGCAUUCGUAUUUCUGCUUUUCAUGGUCAUAAUGCCACCU